AUGGCGAGAAUUAAGAACCAUAGCCUGACUGCACCUAUGCUGCAGGUACAAGGUAUGGAUUCUGGAUACCUUAGCAAACAACCAGGUGUAAUGGUUGCUAAUGCAUUAAUUGCGGGAAUCCACGUGGAACAAAAUAAUGGACGUAUGCCCAUUUCAUUGGUUAACAAUACUAACCAAACUAUAAGGUUAAACAAGGGUUGUUUAGUAGGAAAGGUGGAGCCUGUUGAACAUGAUGAGGUACAUGAUUUAACUCCACCCACUAAAAAUAUCUCAGAGGUUUCUAUUGGCAAUUAUAAUGUGUCAAAAGUGUAUACUAACAAUGACGACUGUUUUAAAGAUAUAGAUGUCCCAGACAUACAUAGGUCAAAGGUUAUAGAUAUAUUGACUAAUUAUAGAGACAUAUUUGCUACAAAUGAUAUGGAAUUAGGACAAACGGACACUGUUAAGAUGAAAAUUGACAUAGGUGAUCACUCACCUAUAAAACUACGACCUUACCGAACACCACUAAACAAAAGGCAGAUUGUUGACAAAGCUAUUGAUGACAUGCUAGAAUCUGAAGGUUCCGAUUCUGAGUAUUCAGAAGAUGACGAAUUGCCUCUUAGUGAACUAAUUAAGAAAUACCGUAGGGUACGAGAAAACUCGUCGAGUGAAGAUGACAUACCACUCAUGGAAAUGGCGCAACGAAUUAGAGUAGAAAAUGACAGCGCCAAUGAUGAUGAUGUUGGCAAUCCGGAUGAUGCCUCAUCAAAUGAUAUGGUGGUUGCCUAG
This is a messenger RNA of Lottia gigantea (owl limpet), 768 nucleotides long. RefSeq lists its product as hypothetical. NCBI's taxonomy places the organism in Eukaryota, Metazoa, Mollusca, Gastropoda, Lottiidae. The record is from RefSeq and is a predicted model, not a curated record. The transcript is spliced from 2 exons. The coding region runs from base 1 to 768 and encodes 255 amino acids.